GUGGCAUAAACAUCACAAUCUAAUCAAAAAUUUGAGCAGAAAGCAAAAAAAAGAAAAAAAAAAAAAAUUUUAUUUUAGAUCUGAAAGAUGGAAGCUUUAUUCUUUAACAUAAACGACGGUUAUUUAGAGGGUAUUGUGAGAGGUUAUAAGAGUGCUGUACUUAAUUCCACUCAUUAUCUUAACUUAACGCAAUGCGAAACCCUUGAUGAUCUAAAACUUCAGUUAAGCGCUACGGAUUACGGCAACUUUUUAGCUAACGAACCUUCUCCAAUCUCCACUGCAACUAUACAUGAAAAAGCGACACAAAAAUUGGUUGACGAAUUUAAGUAUGUUCGUGCUAACGCCGUGGAGCCGCUGUCCAGAUUUCUUGAUUAUUUAACUUAUGCCUAUAUGAUUGAUAAUGUAAUACUUCUUAUAACAGGCACUUUACACGAACGUGAUACUCAUGAACUGCUUGAACGAUGUCAUCCACUUGGAGUAUUUGAUUCUAUGCCAGCAUUAUGUGUUGCAACCAAUGUCGCAGAAUUGUAUGAUACUGUAUUAGUGGAAACACCUCUAGCACCAUAUUUUAAAAAUUGCGUCACUGCUAAUGAUCUUGAUGAAUUAAAUAUUGAAAUUAUUCGUAAUACGCUUUACAAGGCGUAUAUUGAAGAUUUUUAUAGAUACUGCAAAAGAAUUGGUGGUGCAACGGGAGAGAUGAUGAGUGAAAUUUUAGAGUUUGAAGCUGACCGUCGUGCUAUUAAUAUUACGAUCAAUUCUUUUGGCACAGAAUUAUCAAGAGAUGAUCGAGCCAAAUUAUUUCCCACUUUAGGAAAAUUGUAUCCUGACGGACAUGCCAAGCUUGCGAGGGCGGACGAAAUUGAACAUGUUAAGAAUGUCGUUGAGGUUUGGGUGGAAUACCGUCCCUUUUUUGAUAAUAGUCUGACAUCUUUUGGUGGUACCGCUACAAGCGAAGCAAAGACUCUUGAUGAUAGAUUCUUUGAGCACGAGGUUCACUUGAACAAGCUUACUUUCCAACAACAUUUUCAUUAUGCAAUCUUUUAUGCAUUUUUGAAGCUUAAAGAACAGGAAAUCAGAAACAUUGUAUGGAUUGCCGAAUGUAUUGGCCAAGGACAAAAAGAAAGAAUUAAUAAUUAUAUACCUAUUUUUUAAUAGAUAACCUGAAUUUAAUUAGAAAUAAUGGGAUAUUUAAUUAUUUAAAGACUCGAAAUCAUUUUUUAUUGUAUCUUUUAAUAUGUAUUUCUAUUUUAUAAUAAAAUCUUUAUACUCAUUUGAGAGAUAAAGAAAAACUACAAUUGAGCC
This is a messenger RNA of Rhizophagus irregularis DAOM 181602=DAOM 197198, 1302 nucleotides long. RefSeq lists its product as uncharacterized. The record is from RefSeq and is a predicted model, not a curated record. Gene Ontology annotation, cellular component: proton-transporting V-type ATPase, V0 domain; vacuolar proton-transporting V-type ATPase complex; fungal-type vacuole membrane. Gene Ontology annotation, molecular function: proton-transporting ATPase activity, rotational mechanism. Gene Ontology annotation, biological process: vacuolar acidification; proton transmembrane transport; vacuolar transport. NCBI's taxonomy places the organism in Eukaryota, Fungi, Glomeromycota, Glomeromycetes, Glomerales, Glomeraceae.